Molecule: messenger RNA, 1839 nt
Organism: Impatiens glandulifera
Lineage: Eukaryota; Viridiplantae; Streptophyta; Magnoliopsida; Ericales; Balsaminaceae
Product: U4/U6 small nuclear ribonucleoprotein Prp31 homolog
Exons: 9
Coding region: 207-1670 (487 amino acids)
Biological process (GO): mRNA splicing, via spliceosome; spliceosomal tri-snRNP complex assembly
Cellular component (GO): U4/U6 x U5 tri-snRNP complex; precatalytic spliceosome; U4 snRNP
Source: RefSeq, a predicted model, not a curated record
GGGCGGAGAGGUCAGAAUCCCUAACUAUUUCUUGAACGAAGCUCUAAGGCCCCGAAGCCAUCUAGACGAGGACGACGACACGACUAGUAGCUUCCAGCCGGCAUCCCAUCUCCACUGACAUAUGAACGACGACCUAGUAGUUUCAGGAAUAAAUUUGUAGUCUUCUAGCUGAUUACAACUCAAAGGAUUUGUGGAAGCUAAAAGUAAUGGCAACUCUUGCUGAUUCCUUCCUGGUUGACCUAGAUGAAUUAUCAGAUAAUGAAUUGGAUACUAUUGAGGAAGAAGAUGUCGAUGCUGAUAACAUGGAAGAAGAUAUUGAUGGGGAACUUGCAGAUAUAGAAACUCUCAACUAUGACGAUCUUGAUAGUGUUUCUAAACUGCAGAAUUCACAACGCUAUAUUGACAUAAUGAAGAAAGUUGAGAAUGCCCUUGAAAUUGGUACAGAUAUGUCAAAUCAGGGUAUAGUGCUGGAAGAUGAUCCCGAAUAUCAGUUGAUAGUCGAGUGCAAUACAUUAUCAGUUGACAUCGAGAAUGAAAUUGUCAUCAUCCACAACUUUAUCAGAGACAAGUACAGACUGAAAUUUCCCGAGCUGGAGUCACUUGUUCAUCAUCCAAUCGAUUACGCUCGUGUGGUUAAAAAGAUAGCAAACGAAAUCGACUUGACUCUUGUGGAUCUAGAAGGCCUUCUACCUUCAGCUAUUAUUAUGGUUGUCUCUGUAACUGCUUCAACUACUAGUGGCAAACCUCUUCCAGAGGAAGUCCUUCAAAAGACAAUUGAGGCAUGUGAUAGAGCUCUCGCCCUUGAUUCGGCAAAAAAAAACGUCCUUGAUUUUGUGGAGAGCAGAAUGGGAUACAUUGCACCGAAUCUAUCUGCAAUCGUUGGUAGUGCUGUGGCAGCCAAGCUAAUGGGUACUGCUGGUGGUUUAACCGCAUUGGCUAAGAUGCCUGCUUGCAAUGUUCAACUUCUUGGUGCAAAGAGAAAGAAUUUGGCUGGUUUUUCAACUGCGACAUCUCACUUUCGUGUGGGCUAUAUUGAGCAAACGGAAAUCUUUCAGGGCACUCCCCCGUCGCUAAGAAUGCGUGCCUGUAGAUUACUGGCUGCGAAAUCGACACUUGCUGCGCGAGUGGAUUCUACGAGAGGAGAUCCUACUGGGAAGACUGGAAGGUUAUUCCGUGAUGAUAUUCUUAAGAAGAUUGAGAAGUGGCAAGAACCACCACCUGCUAAGCAACCCAAGCCUCUUCCGGUUCCUGAUUCUGAGCCGAAGAAGAAGAGAGGUGGUCGUAGGCUGAGGAAAAUGAAGGAAAGGUAUGCUGUGACGGAUAUGAGGAAGCUGGCCAACAGGAUGCAGUUUGGUAUCCCUGAAGAGAGCUCAUUAGGAGAUGGGCUAGGAGAAGGAUAUGGAAUGCUGGGGCAGGCUGGAAGUGGCAAAUUGAGAAUAUCUGCGGGUCCAAGCAAACUUGCUGUAAAAGUUGCUAAGAGGUUCAAGGAAAAGAACUAUGGAAGCAGCGGUGCUACUUCAGGAUUGACUUCAAGUUUGGCUUUUACCCCUGUUCAGGGGAUUGAACUAUCGAAUCCACAAGCAGCCUUUGCAGCAAGUCAGCUUGGCAGUGGUACUCAGAGUACUUACUUUUCAGAGACGGGAACAUUUUCAAAGAUAAAGAGGGCCUAAUCUUUCUUUUCUUUUCCUUUCUAAGCUUAACACCAAUCUACAGAGUUUAUGGAUGGAUAUGAUAAAUUCAUAGACUCAAACUCUCUUGUGUAAUCUUUGUUCCUUCUUUUCAUUACAGGCUUUCUCAUGCUUAUUAUAUUUUCCUUAAAUGGAACCAUGGAUGUUUUGG